This is a messenger RNA of Salvelinus namaycush (lake trout), 2759 nucleotides long. Its product is annotated as receptor-interacting serine/threonine-protein kinase 1-like. The transcript has 11 exons. Bases 435 to 2675 code for a protein of 746 amino acids. Gene Ontology annotation, biological process: protein phosphorylation; signal transduction. Lineage: Eukaryota; Metazoa; Chordata; Actinopteri; Salmoniformes; Salmonidae. The record is from RefSeq and is a predicted model, not a curated record. Gene Ontology annotation, molecular function: JUN kinase kinase kinase activity; protein binding; ATP binding.
AAAGCGAGCUUGACAAAUCCCGGAACUAUGCGUGGAUUGUGAAAGUAGGAUAUUUCUCUAUAAUUUACAGUUUUGUCCAACAUUUUUUUAUCAUAGUGCAUACAUAGGCAUAACCAAUUCACUUCGAAUGUUAAACGGUAUGCGUGCUUCAUUUUGUGUACUUUAUAAGUUGACAACAUUGUUGGUAAAUUUGUUGAAGUUAACGUUACAGUCUAUUGGAUUUCCGACUAACGUAACGUCUCAGUUCCAGAUUCAGUUCUGUAUUUCAAUUCAACGCCGCUGAAUCUCAUUAGCCUACUGCUCCUUUCGUUCGGAAAUCAACUAUUGAUACUUUUUCAUAAUGAGAUAUUGCGCUUUAUUAUUAACAAUGUAUGCGCUGCUCUCAUCUCAAUGCUAGAGGGAUAUACCGAGGUCGGACCAGGUAGACAGCCACCAUGGCUGCUGUGCAGGACUCUAUCUACAUGAAAUCCUCUGACCUUAUCAAAAAGGAGCCGCUGGACUACGGCGGCUUCGGUACCGUGUACCUGUGCUAUCACAAAACCCUCGGUCAGGUGGUUCUGAAGACCGUCUACACCGGGCCACCGCGCAAUGAGGGCAAUAAGCAGUCCCUGCUAGAGGAGGGCAGCCUGAUGACCAGACUGAACCAUGAGCGGGUGGUCAAGCUGCUGGGGGUGAUCCUGGAGGAUGGGGACUACUCUCUGGUCAUGGAGCUCAUCCCUAAAGGCAACCUACUGGCCAUGCUGGACCAGGUUUCUGUGCCGAUAUCUAUCAAGGGCAGGAUCAUAUUGGAGAUUCUGGAGGGGAUGGUGUACCUGAUGAAGAACUGUGUCAUACACAAGGAUCUCAAACCAGAAAACAUACUGGUGGACAAGGAUUUUCAUAUUAAGAUUGCAGACCUGGGCCUGGCCACCUGUCAGACGUGGAGCAGACUGACUAAGGAGGAGUCUCGCAGGCAGAGCCGGCUAGGACGUAUGGGGGCUGGGGGAGGGGGGGCCAGGGCAGCUGGUACUCUGUGCUACAUGGCUCCUGAGCACCUUGACAGCAUCCAUACACGCUCCUCUGAGAAGUCUGACAUCUAUAGCUUCGCUAUUGUCGUCUGGGUCAUCCUCACUGCCAGUGAGCCCUUUGAAAAUGCUCGGAGUGAGGACCAUAUCUGCCAGUGUGUCCGUAAAGGCGAUCGUCCAGAUGAAUACCUCAUCCCUGAUUAUACUCCUGUAGAGAUCAUAGAGCUAAUGAAGAGAUGCUGGCAUCAGGAUCCACAACUACGGCCAACAUUCGGAGAGGGCUACAACUUCUUCCUGCCCGUCUACAGGGAGAAGUUGGAGCCAGAUGUAGAAAGGGACUCACUUGGUCUCAGAGACUUGUACGAGGGGCCUGAGGAGAUGGUGGAGAAGAUGAAAUCUUUAUCGAUGCCUCCUGAGAGCCUUACAGCAGACCGGCCAGCUCCCUUGCUGAGCUCAGACAGUGCUGGGGCUGUCCGUAUAGAAGCUGGUCCAGUGGAGGCCAGCAUUGAGGACCUUAACCUCUUCCUUCCCUGUGAGCCUUCCCUAAUCCAGCCAGAUGCCCGGGCCCUCGGCCCCAUCAGCACCCCCUCGGGUAUGGAGCUCAACCUGGUCAGUAGUUGGAGGUCAAACCUGGAUGUCAAAUUAGCCCAGGAGUUGGAGUACCACAAAUUCGGCAGCUACUGCCGGAUGGACCAGCCUGACUUCAGCCCCUACCCUCACCAUGCCACCCCACAGCGCCUCUCCUCACAGGACCUCACUACCACCAGAGGCCUCCCAGACCUCAGGCCCUCUCAGCCCCCAGUGUCCUCUGUCCAGUCUUGGACCAAAACCCAGGCCGUCCAGCCCAGCAGCGUGGAGGUGGACCCCCUCCUCAAUCUCUCUGACCUAGGCCUGUACGAGUCAGCGGCCCCCUCCGGUACUACCACACCAAGACACCAGCUGUCAAGCCACAUCCCUGAGUCCACCAGCAGCCCAUCUCUGAGCCAGGGCAAGUACUCCCCCCAGCAGCAAUAUCCCUACGCCCAGUAUGACCGCCUCCAGUCCUGGCCAGCCUACCCAGUGCCAGAGUCAGCUGCCCCAGACCUCACUGCAGGGCUGCGCCUGAACUCGGGUGCCAAGGUUGGACCUUCACAAGACCCAGCAGGCCUGUUUAUCCAGAACGCCAGUGGGAUCCAGAUAGGCAGCAACAACACACUCAGCAUCAGGGGUCAUGAGUCCUACAGCAGCUUAGCCAGCUCUCUCUCCAACGGAGCCAACUCAUUCUCUCUGCUCAAAGAAAACCUGCCGAUGUACGAGGACCAGGCUGUGACUGAGGAGCACCUGGAUCUCCUGAGAGAUAACAUCGGGAAGGACUGGAAGCGCUGCGCCCGUCGUCUGGGCCUGAGCGAGGUGGAGGUGGAGACCAUCGACCAUGACUACCAACGUGACGGGCUGCCUGAAAAGGUGCACCAGAUGCUGGAGCGCUGGAGGAUGAAGGAGGGCUGUGUGGGCUGCACCGUGGGCCGGCUCUGCAGAGCCCUGGAGAACUGUGUUAAAGUCGACCUGUUGAAGAGGCUUCUGUACUCCAGCGGGACCAACAGUUCUCUGACAAACUCCUGGCCCGGCCCCAGAUGGUGUACUAGUGUACCCAGACAGCAACAACAGGACUUGGGUACUCACUUGUCAUCAUGAAGUGCUUUGAGAGGCUAAGGAUCAUAUCACCUCCACCUUACCUGACACCCUGGACCUACUACAAUUUGCAUACCGCCCCAACAU